Messenger RNA from Talaromyces marneffei, 1041 nucleotides. RefSeq lists its product as uncharacterized. The record is from RefSeq and is a predicted model, not a curated record. The coding region runs from base 1 to 1041 and encodes 346 amino acids. NCBI's taxonomy places the organism in Eukaryota, Fungi, Ascomycota, Eurotiomycetes, Eurotiales, Trichocomaceae. Gene Ontology annotation, cellular component: extracellular region. Gene Ontology annotation, biological process: defense response. The transcript has 3 exons.
AUGAAGAAAUCUAGACCGACAAAACUUUCAAGUCUUCUGGCGAUUCUGACUUCUCUCGUCCACGAAGUCACCGCCAUCCAUCACCUGCGACUAUCACCCGUAAUCCUCGUCACAAGGGACACAUCCACUCGCGCCUUUAGAAUAACAAACCACUGCCCCGUCGACAUAUACCCAGCAAUCCAAACACAAGCCGGCACCGGCCCAGCAUUCGGCGGCUAUCAUGCCCUGCCCGGAAACACAACCAGCUUCGACGUCAGCGCAGGUUGGCAGGGGCGGAUAUGGGCGCGCACCAACUGCACUUUCAAUGAAAAUGGAAUGAGUACGAAUGGGAUGGGGGCAGAUGCUUGUUUGACGGGGGAUUGUGGUGGGUUGUUGGAUUGUCAGGGGACUGGGAAACCAGCUACACUUGCAGAAUUCACAAUGUCGGGAAGCAUGAAUCUAUCUUAUUAUGACAUUUCGCUAGUUGAUGGAUAUAAUCUCCCAUUGGGGAUAAUUUCAUUGCAUAUCGAAUCAAGCGACCCCGACCUGAAAAACAUUCCAUCAAAUACAACAAAUCCUGUCUGCAUCGGAAGUCCCAAUUUCUUACAAGCCACAAAUCAGCUUGAAAAUGGUACGACAGUACCUUCCAACUCCACCAUUGGCAGUAUCACCUAUUCAACGCCACUAGAGAUGACACUGAGCACACACGCAGUUUCACAAUGGUGUCCCUGGCCUCUUCAGAUACAACCCCCCCCGAAACCUGGGGCGGGCGUAUAUCCAUAUCCCGAUGAUGGAAUUGCGCGUCCAGAUUUUGAUCCUUGUUUGUCUCUGUGCUCGAGAUAUGGAAAGUCGAAUUAUUGUUGCACCGGUAAACACGGUACGGCGGACAAAUGUAGCCCGAAUAUGUAUAGUAAAGCUGCAAAGAAGGUGUGUCCGGAUGCGUAUAGUUAUGCGUAUGAUGAUACGACAUCAACUUUCACUGUCAAACAGGGCGCUGGGUUCGAAGUUGUCUUUUGUCCGUCUGGUCGGUCGACGAAUAUUCAAAAGUCGUUGACGACUUAG